Molecule: messenger RNA, 186 nt
Organism: Symbiodinium sp. CCMP2592
Lineage: Eukaryota; Dinophyceae; Suessiales; Symbiodiniaceae
Source: the annotation of a GenBank genome assembly
AUGUGCGAUCACGCAACGCUGCAGGAUGCUGUGGAGAACGGCAUUGACCUCAGCAGCAAUGCCUUCAUGCUCAUCCACGGAUGGACGGCCGGUGCACUGCUCCUCGACUUCGUUGAGAGCCUGCUGGAGCCCCUUCAGAGGAGGCCGAUGACCGUCCAGGACAUGUGCGAUGAGUUAGGCGCCAAG